Aspergillus calidoustus is the source of this 870-nucleotide messenger RNA. NCBI's taxonomy places the organism in Eukaryota, Fungi, Ascomycota, Eurotiomycetes, Eurotiales, Aspergillaceae. The record is from the annotation of a GenBank genome assembly.
AUGGCAUCCGGAACCACCACCCCCACUCCCGCCCCAGGGACCGCAGCAGCGGCCUUUGACAAAGCAAGCGAGGUCUACGAGCGCAUGACUGGUGGCUGCACACGCGAGGUCGCCAAGUUUCUUUUAACGCUUGAUCCCAAGGUUGACUCAUCCUCGGUGAUCCUCGACAACGCCUGCGGAACUGGACUCGUCACCGAGGAGAUCAUCCAGCAAUUUUCUGAUGAUGCAAAGCCAAAGAUCUUCGCGGCGGAUCUUGCGCCCUCUAUGAUUGCCAACUUCGAGGCAAAGGCGAAGGGUCGAGGAUGGAUAGUUGAUGGCGCUGCCGAUGACGAUAGUGCCUUAGCUGUAUCGGUGAUGGACGCUGAGAACCUGACGUAUCCCGAUAACAUGUUCACACACUCGUACACAAACCUCGGGUUCCCGUUCUUCUCCAACGGCGAGAAAGCCGCAGGCCAUGUACAUCGGACGCUGCGACCGGGUGGAGCGGCGUUUAUAUGUACGUGGAAGACGCUGGGGUAUUUGCGGCCUCUGCAUGCGGCUCAGCGGGCGGUCCGUCCGACAAGUACCUUGUGGGAGCCACCCAUGCCCAAGGACUGGUAUACACAGGAGAAGCUGGCUCAUGUGGUGGUUGCUGCAGGAUUUCAGAGGGAGAAGAUACGCAUUCUCACCAAGUCGGUGGGAUACCGAGGGAAGGACUUGGAGGAUUUGUUGGAUAUACUGAGAACGGGGUUUCUAGGACAAGUGACGAACGGCUGGAGUGAGGAAGAGAAGGAACACUGGUUGAAGGAGCUUACCAACGCUCUAACAGAAGAAGAGAAGGAGAGUGCUAGCCUCGAGAUGAUUGCCUGGAUUGCGAUUGCACAGAAGUAA